Molecule: messenger RNA, 354 nt
Organism: Cetraspora pellucida
Lineage: Eukaryota; Fungi; Glomeromycota; Glomeromycetes; Diversisporales; Gigasporaceae
Source: the annotation of a GenBank genome assembly
UGCGGUCGUUAAUGUCUUAUAUCAAAUCUUCGCAUCCUACAAUUAAUAACUUAAAAAAAUUAUAUGAAAUGAAAGUGGAAAAAAAUGGAAUCUCCCUAACCAUGCUUGCAGCAGAUGAUCAAAUAGUUCAUCAAAAAUGUCCAGAUGAACAUGAUCAUGCUAAUAUUGAUGAUACAAUGGUUCUUUUAGAACCAAUUGAAUGUGCUACUAGACUUCUUUCUGCCUCGAGUUAUCCAACGCAUGGUGAUGUUCGAUUUGUUUUUCUUGGUAUCCAAGAUCAUUUGUCAAGAUAUAAGGAUGAUACCAAUUUCUCUCAAAAACAAGUAGCAAAUGCGAUUUAUCAAAAAUUAGAUA